Pecten maximus is the source of this 1353-nucleotide messenger RNA. RefSeq lists its product as uncharacterized. Gene Ontology annotation, molecular function: acyltransferase activity, transferring groups other than amino-acyl groups. NCBI's taxonomy places the organism in Eukaryota, Metazoa, Mollusca, Bivalvia, Pectinida, Pectinidae. The record is from RefSeq and is a predicted model, not a curated record.
AUGUCGUAAUUUAUUCGGGACACUAAUGAUGUUACCUCGCCCUUACUGAUAAAGUCAAGCCGCUUAUGGGCUGGUCAUCUUGUUGUCCUGAGAACUGGGCACAUGGUCCGGGGUCUACAGACAAUGCGUAUUAAUUGAAUGGCGUUCAGAUCAUUGUGGUAUGGAUUCCUCUUAACACGCGUACCCCACAACACCACGGACAACGCACGGACACAACACGACACCGGACGCUAACCCAGUCAAACUAUGUUAAAGCGCCUACUCUCAAGCUGUGCUCGCACUCCUUUUAGAGCUGUUACCUGUCCGAAAUGGAUGUCCUCGCGAUCGGACACAAGGGAUGAAGGGAAGGUGAAUUACGAGGUCCGGCCGAUGAGGAGGAGUGACAUCCAACCUCUGUACGAACUACUCAGGGAUAAUCAAUGGAAUAUGGAGAGGAGCUACCUUGAGUGUGUGUUUAAUACUGACCCUACAGGUCUCGUAGUGGUGGUCAAGGACGACAGUCAAAUCAUAGGACACAACGGAAUCCUUGUCCACAGUCCGGACUUCGCCUCUUCCGGAUUGAACAUCGUCAAGGAAGAGUACCGGUCACUUGGGGUCGGCCAGGUGAUGUUUCGUAAAGUUAUGGAUAUCAUGGCCGACAAGAACGUCGGAGGGACGUCCCUAUCCAACAGAAUCUCUUUUUACGCACAAUUUGGAUGGACAAUCAAGUCAUAUACCUUCCAUUAUAAUCAAGGACCCGUUAAUCCGGAUUUCGUUAGGAAUUGCCCGGAUCCGGACUGUGAAAUCCAGCCAGCAGAACUCGUCAACUUCGAUGACGUCAUUGCUUAUGACGCAGAGAUUCACACAAUACCCCGACCAGUGUACAUCAGCAAUUGGGCUCAGAAUGAGGCUGCGAGGACGUAUGUGGCAUUUCGAGGAGGCCGGGUCUGUGGUUACGGAGUUCUGAAGUCUGGUGACACAGGACAUAAACUAUACCCACUGUAUGCUGACGACACUAAGGUUGCUAUGGCAUUGUUCUGUCAGCUUGUGUCUCACAUUCCGAGUGGAGGAGAUCUCAUCUUUACACAACCAAUAGAAAAUGAGGAAGCCAAUCAAUUUGUCGCCGGAAACAAUAUGACAACCUACUUGUCUAUGACGCGAUUAUAUAACAAGAGAAAUGUGCCAGUUGAUAUCAAACGUGUUUACUCCGUAUCCACAACAGAAUAUGGUAUUGUGUAGGGUAAUAUGGGCUUAUUAGCCUUGUACACAGCAGCAACAUAUCAACACAUUGCAGUGGCGUAGGAAGUCGUCAAAAAGUGGGGGGGCAAAAUUUUUUUUAACUUUACACACUAAACAAAUCGUAUGCCAUCUCCG